This is a messenger RNA of Rhipicephalus microplus (southern cattle tick), 838 nucleotides long. RefSeq lists its product as uncharacterized. The record is from RefSeq and is a predicted model, not a curated record. NCBI's taxonomy places the organism in Eukaryota, Metazoa, Arthropoda, Arachnida, Ixodida, Ixodidae.
AGGUUCAGUCGGUCUCCUGGAGUGAGCAGUGGUCUGGUGGCAGGCUUCGGAUCAGGGAAGGCACAGAUCUAGUUAUCAAAGUCGAAACAGCACCCGACGAGCAAGAAGGCUGCAUUCAAGGAGUUUACCAACAAAGAUGAAGUUCCUGAAAGUGCUUUCCGUGGUCGCUUUUCUGGCGUCUUUUUGUGACGCACUGUACUACAGGACUGAUACCCCUUGUGAUUUCACGGGCGUCUCCAUUGAUGAUGAGGUACUGUCACGGCUAAUCACCAGGCUUCCCGAGGGUUUAGAGUCGGGCCCUGAGGGUUUAUACAUGCUCUUCCCCGGAUUCGAAGUAGGCAGGCAAACCUUUGACGGUUUGAGGAAGCUUCAGAAGUUCGGACCCACGAUUCCCUACUGCGCCAACGGAACCCGCAUGGUGCAAGCCGACUUCUUCAGCAAUGACGACAUGCUCUUCUGGUCGCCAUGGAAGACCUGCUCGGGGGACGAGGGACGCGUGGUUGUUCGUGCAGGAUUCACUCGGUUCACCCUCCAGUUUCGCCUGGUCGAUUCAUCUGCCUCGGGAGUCAAGCUAGAAUUUCAUCGCGCACUGCCUGUUACUGUGCAGGGUGUUCGCCUUGAAGUUGAUGGGGCCGGACGUGUUGUGCGCGGAGUGUUUGAAGUCUUGAGCAUGCUCCUGCCAAGCUUCGUUGAAGAACUUUGGAUGGGGCAAUUUUUCCAGAAUCUUCACGAAGGUUUCCGCUCUAUGAACGAGGAAAACGCAUUUAUGUAGAAAAGUUCAGACAACCAACAGCAAGAUCAGCCAUAAAUACUUUAUGAUGAAAACUCAUUUCAGUUG